Molecule: messenger RNA, 8958 nt
Organism: Haliotis rubra (blacklip abalone)
Lineage: Eukaryota; Metazoa; Mollusca; Gastropoda; Lepetellida; Haliotidae
Product: CREB-regulated transcription coactivator 1-like
Exons: 14
Coding region: 49-2085 (678 amino acids)
Biological process (GO): protein homotetramerization; positive regulation of transcription by RNA polymerase II
Cellular component (GO): nucleus; cytoplasm
Molecular function (GO): cAMP response element binding protein binding
Source: RefSeq, a predicted model, not a curated record
ACCCCCUGCAUUGCCAAAAUCAUAACAAGCUUGUCGUUUUCAGCCAUUAUGGCGAACCCACGAAAGUUCAGCGAAAAGAUAGCUUUACACAAUCAGAAACAGGCUGAAGAGACGGCAGCUUUUGAGGCGAUUAUCAAGGAGGUUACCAGUGCCACACGGGGCCCAGGGCCUUCAUACCCUAAACAACACUUGCCUAUAACGCCAAAUCUCGGAGUUUACCGUGGUGGCUCGCUACCGAAUGUCAACCAAAUAGGCGGCAGUCCAGGCAUAGAUUUGCAGACCGCCUUGCAACAUCUAGACGACAUAAGACAUGGCAAACCGAACCUGGUGGACCGAAUACAUCGAGUACGACCAACUGGGCCACAUAGGCGCUUUCCCGUGGAUAAACGAGCUGACUGCUCUCCAUAUGGAUCUACAUACCUGUCUCCUCCUCCGGACACCAGCUGGCGAAGGAUGUAUCGUUAUCUUAAUGGAGUGUCGCUAUCGCGAACCAACUCUGAUUCAGCCCUGCACACAAGUGCCAUGGCCCCCAUAGACAGCAUUCAUCCCAACACACCCCCAACACAUCGUAGAAUAGCUGAAGUUGCUGGCCAGAAUAUGGGCGACGGAGGUUACUGGGAUCCCAAAAAGCUUGCGCAAUCUCGGCCAAAGUCAUGUGAAGUACCCAACAUCAACAUUUACCCAUCACAAGAACAAGAUUCAGGAGCUCCUCACAUACCCAUCUCAAACAACACUGGGUCGCUACCCGACCUUACCGUGCUCAACUUCCCAUCACCCAUGGCAACGCCGCUGGACGUUGAACCACAAGACUAUCAGCAACAAGGUAGCCCAGUAAACCUCUCCCCAACCAGUCUCAAUCACAUGACCAUGUCGCCACAGCAACAACAUGUCACUAGCCAACAGAGUCCUGGGCAGCGACGUCGUCAUGCGCAAGGAGUUCCUAGUCCACUUGUGCUCAGUAAUACUAAUCAGAUGAGGAUACCCCUCUCACCACCAGUUGGCAAUAUGGACCCCAGUAAGUUAAGUGUGGAUCCCCGAAUACGUCAGCAGUAUCUGUUGUAUAUGCACCAGCAGCAGCAGCAGCGUCACCGAGCACCCAACUCCUCCUCCGCCCAGGCUGCUGCUCCACACCCUGUAUACAAUAACCACCACCCUCACCCACAUCAACAACAGUCGCAAACAUCUCCGCAACAGCAACAGCCGUACUCGCCGCACCAUCGCGUACCGCAGGUGCAUAUUACAUCAUGUGAACAUGAACAGCAAUCACAGCCGUCUAUGACGCAGUAUAGAAAUAAUGUGUCAGAGACUGGCUGUCAAUCUCCCACAUCGCCGUUGUCACAACCGUCAUACUCCCCCGCUCAGUCUCCAGGCCUCCCCCCAACGUCCACAAUCAACAGCUCCCCUUUCGCCGAGGCAUACUACCUGCAGCAGCAACAGCAGACCAAUGCACUACAACAGCAGUUUGAGCAGUUCCACAUGGAAAGGUCAAGGUUACAAGAGAGCACAAACCAUGAUGGGGACCUUGGCAUUAUCCCUUUCUCUUCAUCAGAUUACAAGGCAAUUUUAGAUCAGUUACCUGAUAACACCCCUAUUUCAACAAUGGAGUCUGCCAUGAGUGCAAGCAGCAGUGUGGCCUCCUACUCUUCAGCUAUCUUCUCCCAGUCAGGCAUGGACAGCCAGGACUUCCAGCAACAGCAACAGCAGCAGAUCUUCCGCACCCUGGAGAUGGGGCUCCAGCAGCAGCAGAUGCUUGGGCAAACAGGGGUGGUGGGGAAUGGUGGGGUCACUAGUCCGCAGCCGAACACACCCCAGCACUUAUCUCCUUCGGCCAAUAACAAAAUUCCAGAUAUUGUUCUUACCGGUGCUGAUGACACAUUGGGACGACCGACGCCAGAUUUUGCCAAAGACCUUGGAAAUGCUAUCACAGGCAUGUCAGAUAGCUUUGAUACAGACUUUUUCUCAACUGAUGAAGCUUUUAAAGCAGGCUUAGACCCUCUAGAUCUAGAUGGACUUCAGAUGUUAACCGACCCAAAUAUGGUCACUGACCCAGCGACAGAGGACACUUUCAAACUCGACCGGUUAUAAGGGAGACAACUCCAUCAGAAGGAAAUGCGCUGUUGACACAGGGCAGUUUUGUUUUGUUGUUUGUGAUCAUGUUACCUAAGCGCGGAUUGCAUCAGGAAUCCCAUUGAUUUCAAGCAACUGAGUUUGCUGCCCUUUACUGGCAGGAGCUUGUACCCCGUGUUGGACGAACAGCCAAGCCUUGAUUCAAGGGUUGACUAAAGAGGUCAGUGUGAGUGAUUUUCCCAUCUGCUGGGCUACAGUGAGUGGCUAAAUAGCCAUAUUUGAGUGUACAUAUUCCUCCCACUGAAGUGACAAGCACGGACAUUCCACACACAAACCUUGCCCACCGGCCCUGCCUGCCUGCCUGCCUGCCUGACUGCUUCACCUCUACACGAACAAGGAAUCUUUACGCCAGGCUGAAAUUAUGACUACCACCCUAACAACAGAUGUAAGAGGUUUGGCACCAAUGAGACUGGCUCCUGUAAGAUGAUAUACAAGUUUGUAUGUGUUCUUCUUCUUGCUGUCUUGCUGGAUGACUGUACCGUGGUGUUAGACUUUCUCCAUCUGUUAGCAUCAACCUGCAUGGUUAUUGUGUUGUUUUCACUCAGCCGCUGCCAGUGUCCGACCUGUUGCUGCUGUAGUCACCACACUUCUGUUAAAGCAGUACAUAGCAUAGACACGGGCUCUGGCCUGCACCAGGACACUCAUGAGGUUCCGACUAUUCCCCAGUGAGUAGAGACAAGCUUCAAGUCCAGUGAGCCUUAUUGCGAAUCAGUAGCCCAUAUACGGAAGCAGUUUUGGGUUUGGGCUCAGAAGUGCAUGAAAUGCUAGAUAUUUUUCAUACGAGACAAUUUCUCAGAUAAAGACAUAAUUUUUCAUCACUUAUUAGAAGUUGAGGUAGCUACUAGCUCAUACUGUCUGUGCCAGGAUGUUGAUUCAUUUAAAUAAGAACUGUUGUUCUUGUCAUUCCAUCACAGCAUCCGUUACACGAUGUACGAUGUUCUCUCAUCUUUCACCACCACUGUUCAUGUUAUUUCAUUGCAAACAUUUUUAUCACAAUUAACAAAUUACAUCUGCUUGUUGGUCUUUCUCCUUUGGUUGUUCAACAUUUGCAACGAUUCACUGAAUUAAUCAUUUUAGUGAUUUUUACUUUUCAAAAGUUUAUUUUCUUUUGGAAGCUAGUGUUCGAAGAAUUGAGGUUAUACAUCAAGUGCUGGGACAUACCGAACAGAAUGUGUACAACACAAGGCUUCUGGACAUUAUUAUAGUUAUCUGCUCUACAUAUCAUCUGAUAUAUAUAGGCUUGUGUAGUUUUAAAUUUGUUAAAAUGUAAGAACAUUUUAACUGAAUAUUGUAAAACUGUCACGUUUUUUCUUUUCAAUACUGACAUGUUCUUCAAUUUCCACCUCGUGUAAAAGCUACUGAAUUUUCUUGGGCGAUGUACAUUGUUUUUAACUGCUUAUUUUGGGGAGCACUUUAAGGAAACAUGCAGCUGGCUAACAGUUUAAAAAUGAUGGUGUCAAGAGGAAAGAGUUAUGCAGUGCAUUUUUGAAGUACAUGUUAUGUAACAUCAAUUCUUGAAUUUCUUUUCAAUCAAAAACAAAAUAUAUUUGAAGUCACAUGUAAUUCUUGAUCCUAAAAAACUUUACGGAAUAUCCCUUCUAACUGAAGUUGCUUAGUAGUGCAUAAUGCUAUAGAGAUAAGGUGGAUGAUAUGGCGCAUAUCAACAGCAUUAUAUCACAAUGGCAUACAUUGUUCUCCAUUGUGGAGCUAUGCCCCAUGUUGCCAGCAGAUGUCAUCUAAUGGAGACCAACGUUAAUGAAGUUCAUGACCUACAGAGAAUCUCACAUGCGUCCAUGUUUCCCAGUCUUACUAUACUAGAUAUCAAAAAGUACUGGAAAGCAAGGUCAUCCUUCAACCCUUUCAGUUUGUAAACUGUGAUAACCAGCAUCUUAAUUGUAAAAUGUACAGCUAACCAGCUUCAGUAGCAGAGGGAGAAGUGAUGUCAUUUGAUUUUAAUGUCAUAGUAAGAAAUGACAUCACAGUGGUCUGUAAGGCAAUAUGGAAGCCAGUUUGGGAUGAUAUAAACUAUAUAUCCAGGAACAUGUGUAUUUUGAUGGAAGCGUAACAUGUUGCUCAUGGUGUGAUGUCAACAAUCCAGUUUGUUCCAAAAUCUUAAAAAUGUCUGAAAAUGUUUGAAAUUCAACCAGAUGAUCAUACCCAGGGAUAUUUUUAGUUUAUUGACCAUGACCUUGGGGACGGUGAGCUAUGUGCGAUGUAUGUUCGUAUGGCUGGUUUCAAAUGGCAGCUCUUGGUGUUUUCUUGUGUUUCUUUAUAUUGUUGUGAUGCUUUCAUCAUUCAUGCCUUACGCAUGCCUCAGAGCUGAAUAUGGUCAGAGAGUUGUCUCUUUCAACUAUGUGUCUCCUGUUGCUAAUUGAGUUUCAUAUGCUUCACUAAGCUGCCAUGUGUAUUUAUACUAUGAUAGUGUAGUAGACUUCUGUUCAAAAGUGGUUUUGUGUUAAUACUAACACAGAGAUUUAUUUCCAUUUGAAAACUAUUGCACCUGACAUACUGUAAAUGUAUUACAGAACUAUGGCUGUCUCAUCCAGAUUUGACAGCAUCACUAAGUAUUAGUGUCAAAUAAGUAAAGUUAUAAAAUCUGAUUAAUUAAGAAUUGUGAAUGUGUAUAUGUGCAGCUGAGUGAACAAUGCUGAGCCAUGGCAUAAUAUUUCAUAUCAUCAGUCACAAUCAUGAACAGACAUUUAUAUCCCAGAUUCUAGCCAAGCACCCAUGUACAUGUUCCCCUCUCAGACACAGCAUCAUCUUCAUCAUAAUCAUUAUUAUCACUGAUGAUCAUACUCCUUCAAGUGGAAUACCUUUCGUACAAAAUAUUCACAGUCAGUAUCAGAGUGUUUUGAAUUAUUAAUGUUCUUCAAGUAUGUGUGGUCAGUGGUACAAACACUAUUCACCUGUGUCCAUUUCUCUGCUGUACCUUGCUAAAUUCAUAAUGCGAGAAUUUGUCUCUGAUUUGUACUUAAAUGUCAUUGAUCAUGUUUUUGAACAAUUCACACUUCACUUGUAUACUUUUGAAUAGGAUAUGCCAGUGUUUAGUGGUUUUGGAAAACAGUGUGUGAGAAAUUGUAUUUUCAAAUUCUGAUGAAACUUAAGUGCAUAUAUCCAUACUAAAUGUAUGCUUUCAGUGGAGCAUAGACCUUUGGGGUACCAUGUGAAUUUGAGUUAAGUAAAAUAUAAUUCAUUUGAAAUUAAUAUGUGAUAUAUGAAAACAGGAAAUUUUUCGCCAGCACUCUUUAAGCAAUUACAACCUUCAAGUACACAUGUUGGCAGUACAGCAGUCUUGGAGUGCCAUUAUAAGGCGCUGUGCUGACUCACACACUGGAACAGGAAGGCUUGUGGUUGGCUGGAAUGUCCCUUAGCAUGAUAAGCAAGACGUCCUUCAAGUGCAUUUUACUUCCCAUUACAGCAUAAAACGAACAAUUUUCACAGGUGGCUAGCAUACAUUUUUCACCAAACAAUGUUAUUUCAUAAAAUUGUGCCUGAGAACCAGUUUUUAUUUUCCCAUCAAACAUUUUCUAAAAAUGCUUUUAAGAACAGGGUUCUGUAUUUGUCAAUUCAUGUAAUUAUUCUACCACUUUUCCCAUGUUUUUAACAUUUCACUCAAUUGAAAAUUUCACUGUAUGUAUUGUUAACACCAUUUAGAGUAACGUCAACAUAUUUGUGUCCGCUUCACCAGGAUCUGCUGUUCUUUAUGUGCCAAAGUCAUUGAGGGCGCUCAUCAUACUGAUUCCAUGACAUCCCUCACCCUUGUGCUCAACACAGCUUUCAUAACCUCUCAUGUUAAACAAUCCUUGUAUGUCUUCAGAGGAGUAGCACCCUGACUGGGAAAGGACUGCUAAUCAUGGCCACAGAGUUUGAGCUUAUAUUAUUUGGGAAAUUCUUACUUAAUGACAUUAGACAUACAACACUUAAAGCAUCUGUUUUGUAGUAAUGUUAAUUAAGUUGUUGCAGCAUUUUGGCUGUCUACAAGUACUUUCAGGCUGGAGGUAUUGUGUGUGUGGUUCAGCUCUGUUGAAACACGAUGUACCGAUGUCAGUUGUUUCUUUUCCAGUAUCAAGUUUCAGUAUGCCAAAAUGAAUCAUUUUACUCUUUGUCAGUCAAACAAAUUUAUUUGUUGUCUCUCUUGUCACCACUAUCUGUUCACUUUGAUGCUUGAACAUAUGGCCAAUUGUCCAAGUUGGUGUCUAAUACUCAUUUAAUGAGACGAGAACAAGAUGUUUAAGGCAAGACAUGCUAAAGGGGGACUACUCUGUAUGGAACUGAGCUAAGGCCUCUGUGAGUUUGGCAUUGUUCAGUGGAAGUUUGAUAAUGUCAUAAAUGUUAAUUUGGCGGACAAAGUGUUGAUUAAAAACUUAAAUCAAACUGACUCACUUUCAGUAGUUUAAUCCCUCUUUAGAAUGUAGCAAAAAAUAUUGAUUAUUGCCUUUGUGUUUUCUGCUCAGAAUAACUGUUGCCCAUGAUUAUCUUAUCAUCUCUGAAAUGUUACUAGAUUGUUUUAGCCUCUAUGUAUUUAUUAAUUGUUAAUUUAUUUGUUAAUCUCUCAGCAGUAGCUUUUAGUUUGUUUUAUGAUGAAAGCUGCUUUAAUAAGCAAUUGUUUUGACAGAUUUUUAAAGUAGAUAAUAACAGGUAUGGAUACUUAACAGGAAGAUGACCCAGGAAGAUGUGUGUAAAUAGAUUAAUUCCUGAAGUUUACAUAGGGUGGAUAAAGUUUUGUGAGGAGUUUUGUUAUAGCUGUCUUCUUAGUGACAUUUUACUUACAGUAUUUCAAGAUGAAUAUACCUCCUAUGGGUAGUCACAGUGAUAAAGACUUCUCAGACAAUAGGUGUCCUUAUUCGACACAGUAACAAUCAUAAAGUAAACAUGAUUACAUAUUAGUAUUUCAUUAUCUGCUUCAUCAGAAUGUGUAAUAGGACCUACCAAGAUAAGUCCAGAAAUGUUCUGGUAUGGAAUGUCAUAUUGGGACAUUAAGACAUGUAGAAAUAUUCUUUGUCCCUGAAAUUACAACUGUUGUCAUUCCAUUUUGUUGAGGGUAUUGAGUGAACAAAACUUGCAGUAAUAUAAUUUGAAACAUUAUAUACUACGAAUAUUAGUAUAGUAACGACCACCUGAUACUUUCAUGAUACAUUUAUGACGCAUUAGAUAUGGUAGUAUGAAAGAAUCUGUUGGUCUUUAACUUGUUUUAACGCAGUAUAUUUUACCGCAUUGAAGAUGCACAUGAUGCAGCGUUUGCCAUCUGGAAUAACACAAGGACCUGAUCAUUUAUUAAACGGCUGGCUGGACUGAGAUUUUCUGUGAGGACAAAAUAUUUUUCUAAUUCUUCCUUCAUAUGUUACUUAGUUCAUGAGUAGUUUUAUCAUAAAAAGAACAAAAUAAAUAUCAAUAUUGUAACAGUGAAAUGUCUAUUUGUUACAGUUGUAUACAGCCACCCAGUGUGGUGAGGUUUCUUCUGUGAUUGGUCCAGCCAUGUCCUGUACAGUUAACCAGUCAUUGAGGGUAUAUGUAGGGGAGACUUCAUGGUUACAUGGUGACUGAAGAGAAUGUUAUUUUGUAAAAGGUUAUUUAUUGAGAACUGUUUUAUUUGUUGUUUGAAAUUAAGAUCACCAUUUCAAUAUUUAUUAACAAGAAGAAAUGUGUUUGUUCCCAGUGAUGUUUGAGUACAGAGAAGGAAUUUAUAUAUAUUGUAGAGAUAUAUUUAGAUUUGUUGUGAUUAUUCUUGUUACCAAGUCCAGCAAUGGAUUGAUGGCUGUGUUGACUACUCUUGUCAGCUUUUGUUAAAACAUUGGCAGGAUCUAGUGUAGUUCUUUCAGAUUCUGUAUGGUGAAGUGGUCACCUGAUUGAGCCAUGUGCUAAUUUUCGAUGUUUCAUGUUUUGUGGUUUGAAAGAUUUAAUCAGGCCUCGAAAUGAACUGUAGUUAUUUCUGUCUGUAGACAACAUUUAGAAUCAUGUAUCAUAGUUACAUGCUUUUUUCUAACUUUACUUUCACUUGAAAAUUGUAAUUUCCAGUUUUCGUCCAUAGCACAGAUUUGAAGAAUUUAUAUGAGAUGUGAAUUUAUUUUUCUGUUAAAUGAGAAAUAUAUUUGGGCUGGGAGAAAAGCUGAGCAAGUGCUAUUAGAGUAUGGAGGUGACAUCUGGUGUACAGCUGGUUAUUCCUGUUGCUAGUCUCACUACUAACAAAGUAAAUAACAGGGUUGACAUGGCAAGGGUGCAUUGUUCAUGCCACCAUUACUGCUUCGUUGGCUUCAGGUAGGGUUUGUGUAGUCUCCUUCUUCCAUGUGUAACUUCAGAUGGGUUUGUGCCAACCUAACGAUGUAAAGUGAAUUGUGUUACAUUUCUUUGGUCCAUCCUGAACAGUGAAGGAGAUCUCCAACUGCCUUAAUUUCCACCGUUUUUUUCUAGUCAGCAUCCUGUGGCACGCAGCUUCUUGCCGCGUGUACUUCCUGCAAAUCAUGUCAUUGUAUCAUCAGAGUUAUCCCCCUUGCAUGUGUUCACACCAUCCAUUCAGCUGACAUUCUACCACAUGUUUGAUAUUUUCUAUUUUUAAAUUUGAUAAUUCUAGAUUUGUUUACUUUGAACUUUGAAGUUCCUUGUCUCUUGAGCUGGUUUGAAAAAAUAUCAUGUGCUACACAUUCCAAACUUUCUUAUGUAGAUUUAACAUAACUGUGGUAAAAUGCUGUUCUGAAUGCAGUGAUUUGAUUGGUUGAUCAUUGUCCACCAUCUUCCCCACGCGUCUCAUUUUCGCCUACAUCGUUUCAUGUCAGCAUCUGGUAUUGUCAUGUAACCAUAUUCCUUUGCCAUACUGAAGUAAAAUUAUGUACCAUA